CAUGCCAUUGGCCGGAAGGCCUAAAAAGGGCAUGGGGGGAGGGCGUCCGGGCUCUCGGUGCCGCCUCUUUAGCUGUAGAGAGCCUGUCAACCCACCGCGGAUAAAGUUGUUUUUAUUUCGUGAAAUCGAUAGAACAGAAAAUCGCAUUGCUCUGAAGCUCAGCUGACAGGAAGGAGGGUGUGCAGCUUCAAGUUCGAGAGCUAUCGGACCCCAAAACGCAGGGGUGGGUCCUAGCACCCUGCGCGCCCCGACCCUCUACGCCGGACCAUGGGAACCCCAAAGCCACGGAUCUUGCCCUGGCUGGUGUCGCAGCUGGACCUGGGGCAGCUGGAGGGGGUAGCCUGGCUGGACGAGAGACGCACGCGCUUCCGCAUCCCUUGGAAGCACGGCUUGCGGCAGGACGCCCAGCAGGAGGACUUUGGCAUCUUCCAGGCGUGGGCGGAGGCCAGCGGUGCCUACACUCCUGGAAAGGAUAGACCUGAUCUGCCCACCUGGAAGAGGAAUUUCCGAUCCGCCCUGAACCGGAAGGAGGGGUUGCGUUUAGCCGAGGAUCGGAGCAAGGACCCCCAGGACCCGCACAAGGUCUAUGAGUUUGUGAUCUCAGGAGCUGGGAACUUCUCGGAGUUGGACACCUCUCCGGACGCCAAUGGCAGAUGCAGUACCUCGGAUACCCAGCCCUUCCAUGGCUUCCAGCGUCCUCAGGAGAAAGUUCAGAACUUUCACCAGGCAGAAGAUAUACUAGAGUUACUGAGUGACAUGGUCUUGGCCCCACUCCCGGAAGGGGGGCCCUCGAACCUGGCUGUGGUCCCUGAGCAGACCCCUCCAUUCUUGCUGAGCCCCACCACAGACAUCCCUGCUCCCUGCCCAAACUCAGAGCCCCCUGAAAACCCACUGAGGCAGCUCUUGUUGCCUGAGGAAGAGUGGGAGUUCGAGGUGACUGCCUUCUACCGGGGCCGCCAAGUCUUCCAGCAGACUGUCUUCUGCCCGAGGGGCCUGCGGCUGGUGGCAUCAGAGGCAGGCGACAGGACGCUGCCCGGACAGCCAGUAAUACUGCCAGACCCUGGGUUGUCGCUGACAGACAGGGGCGUGAUGGGCUACGUGAGGCGUGUGCUGAGCUGCCUGGGCGGGGGACUAGCUCUGUGCAGGGCAGGACAGCGGCUCUGGGCCCGGAGGCUGGGGCACUGUCACACAUACUGGGCCUUGGGCGAGGAGCUCCUCCCUGACAGCUGUCAUGGACCCAGCGGCGAGGUCCCCAAGGAUGAGGAAGGAGACGUGUUCAACCUGAGGCCCUUCGUGUCAGAUCUGAUUGCCUUCAUCGAAGGAAGCCGACACUCACCACGCUACACCCUCUGGUUCUGCGUGGGGGAGCCAUGGCCCCAGGACCAGCCAUGGACCAAGAAGCUCGUGAUGGUCAAGGUUGUUCCCACAUGCCUCAGGGCCCUGCUGGACAUGGCACGGUCAGGGGGCGCGUCUUCACUGGAGAACACUGUGGACCUGCACAUUUCCAACAGCUACCCAUUCACUCUCACCUCAGACCAGUACAAGGCCUACCUCGAGGACCUGGUCGAGGACAUGGAUUUCUAGGUCACUCGGGAGGUCUGACCCCUCACUCCUCACGGGUGCUGCCCCCUCGUGCCUUCACCUUGGCCAAUAAACUGUUUCUUGCCACUGUCA
Molecule: messenger RNA, 1674 nt
Organism: Callorhinus ursinus (northern fur seal)
Lineage: Eukaryota; Metazoa; Chordata; Mammalia; Carnivora; Otariidae
Gene: IRF3
Product: interferon regulatory factor 3
Biological process (GO): immune system process; regulation of transcription by RNA polymerase II
Cellular component (GO): nucleus
Molecular function (GO): protein binding; RNA polymerase II cis-regulatory region sequence-specific DNA binding; DNA-binding transcription factor activity, RNA polymerase II-specific
Source: RefSeq, a predicted model, not a curated record